Messenger RNA from Ostreobium quekettii, 1206 nucleotides. Lineage: Eukaryota; Viridiplantae; Chlorophyta; Ulvophyceae; Bryopsidales; Ostreobiaceae. The record is from the annotation of a GenBank genome assembly.
AUGCGACCUCGCCCCGGGCGGCGACCGGGCCCUGUGGCCGUUCGCGCCGCGGGCAGCACGUUCGGCCACGCCUUCCGCGUGACGACCUUCGGCGAGUCGCACGGCAAGGGGGUGGGCUGCGUGGUGGACGGCGUGCCCCCGCGGCUGCCCAUCAGCGUGGAGGAGAUCCAGGCGGAGCUGGACCGCCGGCGGCCCGGGCAGUCUGUGAUCACGACACCCAGGAAGGAGUCGGACACGUGCGAGGUGCUGUCCGGCCUGGCGGAUGGCGUGACUCUGGGCAGCCCCAUCGCUGUCCUGGUGCGCAACAAGGACCAGAAGAGCGGGGACUACGGGGAAAUGGAGGUGGCGUACAGGCCCAGCCACGCGGACGCGACAUACGACUUCAAGUACGGCAUUCGGGCGGUGGCGGGCGGCGGACGGUCCAGCGCCAGGGAGACGAUCGGGCGGGUGGCCGCGGGCGCGGUGGCCAAGAAGCUGCUGGACGUGGUGGCAGGGACGCAGGUGGGGAUGGUGCUUGCCUUUGUCAACAGAGUGAGAGACAUUGAGGCCAAUGUGGACCUGGACGCUUUCACAAUGGAGCAAGUUGAGAGCAACAUUGUGAGAUGCCCAGACCCAGCAACAGCACAAAAAAUGAUCGAUGCCAUCAAUGAGGUCCGCACUAAAGGGGAGUCGUGUGGAGGGGAGGUUACAUGCGUUGUUCGUGGCUGUCCUCGAGGCCUUGGCUCACCAGUUUUCUCAAAACUGGAGGCUGACUUGGCGCAAGCGAUCAUGUCACUGCCUGCCACAAAGGGCUUUGAGGUUGGCAGCGGCUUCGCAGGCUCCCGGAUGCUGGGCAGCGAGCACAAUGACGAGUUCUACAUACAGGAUGGCGAUGUGAGGACACGGACCAACCGCUCUGGGGGCGUGCAAGGUGGAAUCUCCAAUGGAGAGAACAUCGUCGUGCGUGUGGCUUUCAAGCCCACCUCCACCAUCACAAAGAAGCAGCAGACCGUCACUCGUGACGGGCACGAGACUGAGCUGCGAGCCAGGGGACGGCAUGACCCCUGCGUGGUGCCGAGGGCCGUCCCGAUGGUGGAGUCGAUGGUGGCCUUGGUGCUGGCAGAUCACUUCCUGCAGGUGGGCAGGUGGACUGAGUGGACUGCUUCAUUGGUAUAUGUGCUGCUGUUGCACAGACCAUUGGCCAGUUUAUGUGGAAAGGCUGUGUGA